AUGCCGGUUCUCGAUGUCAGCGAACUUAAUAUUGUUAUCGCCGUUCUAGGUGCUUUCAUUAUCAGCUAUGGUUUCCUUUCGGUCAAAAUCAAACAAGUCUGGUAUUUAGGUGAAGCUCUGCCCGCCGUUCUCAUAGGCAUCAUCCUGGGCCCGAUAGCUGCCAGAUUCCUCGAUGCAGAGAAAUGGGGUUCUGCUGUUGAGGGCCAGCAAGAAGCCAUCACACUGGGCAUGUGCCGCAUAGUCAUCGGUGUCCAGCUUGUCAUCGCCGGCUUCCAGCUUCCAGCCAAGUACCAACAAACCCGAUGGAAAGAGAUGGUGAUAUGUCUCCUCCCAGUCAUGGCAACCAUGUGGAUAUGCACAAGUUUGUGUAUUUUGAUCACUGUCCCCAAGAUAACCUUCUUGGCUGCGCUGGUCAUCGGAUCCUGUGUCACCUGUACAGAUCCCAUCUUGUCUCAAGCCGUGGCCAAAGGUCCCUUUGCCGACAAAUUCGUUCCUCGUGCGCUUCGAGAAAUCAUCUCGUCAGAAGCAGGUGCGAAUGACGGGUUCGGGUUUCCGUUUCUUCUCUUGGCCACUUACCUGAUUCGCCAUGCCGACCUCGAGGGUGUCAACUUCAAGGAAGGCAUUACCGCGGGCGCAAGCGAGCUUGCCCAUCGCGCAGUCAACAUUCUCACCAGGCGCAGCGAAGCCCACGUUGGCCGUCUAGGUGGAGGUAUACCUAUGGCCAUGGAGCAAUGGAUUGUAGAAGGAUGGCUGUACAUAAUCGCCAUGGCUAUCGCCAUUGGGGUGGUUGUUGGGGCUGGAAGUCUAUUUGCCAUUCGAUUCGGUCUCCGUAAGAAGUGGAUAGACACCGAAAGUCUCUUGCUUUGGCCUAUGGCAGUCGGCCUGUUCCUCAUUGGCAUCUGCGGUGCACUUGGCACGGACGACCUCCUUGCUUGCUUCGUCGCCGGUAACGUCAUGAACUGGAAUGGCCUAUACCUUGAGGAGACCGAGAAGCGCCACGACGAAGUCAACAGCUGCUUCGACGUCAUCCUCAACUUUGGUGGCUUCAUGUAUAUCGGUACAAUCAUUCCCUGGAGAGAGUUCCAACUUCCGGAUGUCACUGGCAUUACUGUGGGAAGGCUCAUGAUUCUCGGAUUUCUGGUCCUUGCUUUCCGUCGUAUUCCUGCCAUAUUCAUGGCCUACAAGGCUAUGCCCGGAGUUAUCAAGGAUUGGAAGGAGGCGCUGUUCAUGGGAUACUUUGGGCCCAUUGGUAUUGGAGCCGUCUUCUAUGUCGAGCAUACGCGUCAUCUGUUCCCCAAGCCUGGAGAGGCGGAGACAGAAGAGGAAGAGAACCUCCUAGCCGCCAUGGUUCCUAUCGUCUACUUCCUCGUCAAUUUCUCCAUUGUCGUCCACGGUCUCUCCAUCCCAGCCCUUGAUGCAUUCUACCGCUACAAGAAAAUCCUGCCCAUUUCCGAGGCUGAACCAGCAGAGAUUCGCGCACUCUCAGUCCAUGAAGCGCUGCCAAACAAUGCCAGCAUGAGCACCAAACGCAACUCUAUCUACGUACACAACCGCUUCUCUAGGCCCGUUUCUACAGGUCCUGAUCCGGAACUGUACAGGUGGAAUACUCAGGUAAGAGACAGCGAUGCCACGUACAGGGCUUCUUUACAACCACAAGGCGAGAAUUAUGCUCAGAAGCUACAAAACAUUCGAUUUGCAGAAGACUAUGCCCAUGAGAAAGCCAACCUGGGUUAG
Bipolaris oryzae ATCC 44560 is the source of this 1734-nucleotide messenger RNA. RefSeq lists its product as uncharacterized. The coding region runs from base 1 to 1734 and encodes 577 amino acids. Lineage: Eukaryota; Fungi; Ascomycota; Dothideomycetes; Pleosporales; Pleosporaceae. The record is from RefSeq and is a predicted model, not a curated record. Gene Ontology annotation, biological process: sodium ion export across plasma membrane; regulation of membrane potential; proton export across plasma membrane. Gene Ontology annotation, molecular function: sodium:proton antiporter activity. The transcript is spliced from 5 exons. Gene Ontology annotation, cellular component: plasma membrane.